AUGGAUGAGACUGUCGCUGAGUAUAUCCGAAGGACUGUUCUAAAAAUCCCGCGGGAUGAAAUCAAGACGAUGCUACAGAAGUGGGGCUUUCUCUCUGAGGAGCAGCUGCAGGCCAUCAACUUCCAGCAGAUAAAGGAGAGCAUUUCUCAGGAAGUUGUGCGGCUUUGCGAGGAAAAUUGUGCAGACAUCAAGCAAGCAGCUGUCCUAGACAUAAUCUACAACCACAUCCACCAAAACAAAAAAGUAUGGACUGUUUACCAGAUGAACAAAACAGGUGAAGAAAUGGAAUUUUUUGACUUAACAGAUUUCAAAAAAAAGUUUAAAAGACACCUUCGAUCUGCCUUGAAAAAUGUCACCAUCAACUUUAGGGAAUAUGAGGAUAAUGCAAUCUGGAUUAGAAUUGCCUGGGGAACACCAUAUACAAAGCCCAACCAGUACAAAGCCUGUUAUGCUGUGUACCACUCACAAACUCCCUAUGUCUUCGUUUCUACCUCAACAUUAAAGAGUAAUUUGCCUCUGCUAUGCCAGGCCCUGGUUGUUGCUUCCAAUUACCGUGACAUCCGUAAAAUGGAGCUUCGAGGCCAUUCUUUAAAAUCCCUUAAAGAUAUUGUGUUCAAGAGACAUAGCCAGAACUUCCAGACUUAUUGUCCAAGGCCCCUACAAGAAAGGAAUGUAGCACCAGAAGGUGAUGCAAGGAUAAUUCAAGAAGACAGAAUUGAGAAAGAAAGAAUAGAGAGAGUAAAUUGGGAGAUUUUUGGUGAUGGUCCCCAACCAAAACUGGAAUUUGCACAAUAUAAGCUUGAGACGAUGUUUAAAAGUGAUCCUAAACUGGAUGUUUUGGAUAAAAGAGAACCAUUCAGAUGCCUGGUCAAGUUUUCUAGUCCAGAUCUUUUAGAAUCACUGAAAUCCUUGGCACCAGCAGGUAUGGCUGAUGCACCACUUUCACCACUACUUACAUGUAUACCACACAAAGCCAGAAAUUAUUUCAAAAUUAGAGAGAAGAAAGAAUUAUUUCCAGAAGGCUUUGUAAGCCCUUAA
Messenger RNA from Chaetura pelagica (chimney swift), 1038 nucleotides. It is a transcript of the gene CENPN, whose product is annotated as centromere protein N. The transcript has 10 exons. Gene Ontology annotation, biological process: chromosome segregation; CENP-A containing chromatin assembly. The record is from RefSeq and is a predicted model, not a curated record. The coding region runs from base 1 to 1038 and encodes 345 amino acids. NCBI's taxonomy places the organism in Eukaryota, Metazoa, Chordata, Aves, Apodiformes, Apodidae.